AUGGAUCAAGAGCCUUCAUCCUCGGGCGAUGAUUCGGAGAGCGAGUAUUUUUCAAUGAGCGACUAUAGCGAUACUAAGACCAACGACAAGAGCAGCAAAACUGCAUCGAAUGCCAACGGUAAAGCUGAAAACACUCCCGCAGCAAUUCGACAAAAUAGCAGCAAGAGCCAAGGAUCCAACGCCGAAACAGAAGCCCGCCAGCGUGCAAGAAUUGUACAAAGAGACCCAAAGACAAAGUUUGUAUUGUGGCAACCAGAUAUGGGAGAUGGAGACCCUCACCAUUGGCCAGAAGCAAAGGUACUGUUUGAUCCAUUAAUAAUCAAGCGCAGCAAAACCAGCAAGGACUUCUGGGACCAGGCUCCCAAGUACGCGUACUACUCUGAUCGUGCACUCCAUGCUUUGCUUGCUUCUCCAGUGCCCCGUAUCGAAUAUCGGAGAUAUGUGGGUGCGGACUUCAAUCAAAGCGGAGAUCUGCUCACCACAAGACUGCCACGGGGCCUUCCGGCUCUGGACUCGGAAGGUAAUUUCGUACAAUACUCCGAGUUUUGGCUUUGCGGGGACCGAGACAAUCUUAGAGUUGAUCGAAACGCAUACGCGUACAAGGUGCCUGAAAUUCACAGUGCCAAUAGCAGCAAGUGCAAGGCCAAGGCCAAGGUCAAAGAGAAGGGUCCGGAUCCGAUUUGGAACCCGAGCAGCAAGGAGGCAUAUUUGGCACUCCACAAGCCGAUUCCAAUUCCAAGAGUACCAGCAGCGAACAUUCGAGCAGGCAGCAAUGCAGCUUCAGCAGCUCUCGCAGGCUUUGAAAAUGCAGCAACAGAUCAUGACCUAUCUCCUAAUAUUCUACUACCUUUGCCAGUGAGAAGAAAGAGAUCAAUCGGUACCGCCGAAUUGCAGCAAUCACUCGCCGAGCCUUCAAUCAAGAGAACUCAGGAUAAACCCGCGGCGAAGAAAUCAGGAGCAGCAACACGUCAGGCGAGCGACCGACACUUAUCAAGACUGGGUGGGCUUCCACAAAGUAUCCCGCAAUCGGAUCCGAAGGAUUCUAAUGCUUUAACCCUACAAGUACAAGCAUUGAAGCAGGAAAACCAGCGCCUCUUUACCCAACUGCAACUUUUUGAAGAAUCAGUAAACAAUUUAGACAGAAUAGCAAACGAUAUGAAAGCCGAAUUGGAAGAGGUGCGUAGAGAAAAUAAUUCUCUCGAAGCUCAGCUGCAGAGUGAGCAGCAAAGUCAUCAGGCCACGGUAGCAAGUCACAAAACAACAGAAAAGGCAAACGAUAAGCGCCAGGCAAAGCAUCAGGAACAACAGCAGCAAGAGAUUGCGAAUCGCGAUAUUCGUAUCCAGGAACUCGAAUCGUCUGCUAUAGCAAAACAGUCAGCCUUGAAAAACUCGAAGAAAAAUGAAGCCGCUCUUACUACUUUAUCAUCAAGUUUACUUCGCGUUGUUAGUGCAGCAACGACCAUCGAUGAACAGACAACUGCAGACCUGCAGGCUUUCUCAAGUGAUCUCACUGCUGCCCAAAUCACCUUGGAAAAGGCUCUGGCAACCGGACUCAUGAGUGAUAAGAUUUACAAGCAAGCUGCAGCAAUUGAACUCGUGGAGACUCUAACUCCUGCAAAUGGUGACACCACUAUUCUGCCUCGGAUUUUGAGUAGCAUCAAUACGCUCCGUGAGAGCCGCGCUGCUGCUCUUCAGGCUGUAAACGAACUCCCCGCUGAACUCAAGGAAUCUGUUGCCUGUCUUGCGGAUCUGCUACCUCGAAAGGAUACAGAGCCACAAUCUUGA
This is a messenger RNA of Cadophora gregata, 1785 nucleotides long. RefSeq lists its product as uncharacterized. Lineage: Eukaryota; Fungi; Ascomycota; Leotiomycetes; Helotiales; Ploettnerulaceae. The transcript has a single exon. The record is from RefSeq and is a predicted model, not a curated record. The coding region runs from base 1 to 1785 and encodes 594 amino acids.